AACAUUCAGAACGCAUCACCCGGCAGGCUGUUCCUCCAAUCAGCUCACUGGUCUCCCGCCAAACCGCGCGGAAUCGGCUGAAACGCUCCCUUUAACCCCCUCCCCUUUAACCGGGACGCCGCGGCCGGCGGGGAGACGAUGAAGUGGUGUUGCUGGCUGGCGGUGCUGCCUUUCCUGCUGACCGGCGCCACCCUCUCCAAGAAAGACGCGAAGAAGGCGGGAGUCCGGAGUUCCGACGAGGAGGCAGGACCAUCGAAACACUUAGUUCAGGAUCGAGGCCUUGUUGUCACUGACCCAAAGGCGAAAGAUAUUGUCAGGGAGCAGAAGAGUUACUGCGCUACAAAAAUGAGAGAGAAACACUUCCAAGGUGACGUUCUGGGAUAUGUCACGCCUUGGAAUGGCCAUGGUUAUGAAAUUGCAAAGACUUUUGGUGGAAAAUUCACCUUCAUUUCUCCAGUUUGGCUGCAGAUCCAGAGAAAGGGAGUUCAGCUGUAUUACCUGACUGGUCAGCAUGACGUAGACCAAGGAUGGAUGAAGAAGGUGAGGGAGAGUUCCAGUGCAGUCCGUAUUGUUCCCCGUGUUCUCUUUGAUGGUUGGACCUACCGCGAUUAUGAGAAGGUGUUUAACAGUGAGGAUGAGAUUGAGGAUUUAGCGGAAGCCUUGGUGCAGACAGCAAAGGCUGACCAGUUUGAUGGCUUUGUAUUGGAGGUGUGGAGCCAGCUUGGUGGACAGAAACGGAAGGAACUCUCUCACAUGAUUCGGCACCUGGCAGAAUCGCUGCAUGGAGCCAUGCUGAAACUUCUGUUAGUGAUCCCGCCAGCAAUCAUACCAGGGACCAAUCUGUCUGGGAUGUUUAGGAAGCAGGACUUUGAGCAGCUGGCCCAAGUUGUGGAUGGAUUCAGUCUCAUGACGUAUGACUACUCAAGCACACCUCGACCUGGCCCCAACUCUCCUACCCCCUGGAUACAAGCCUGCGUUAAGGAAUUGGAUCCCGAAGCAAAAUGGAGGAGUAAGAUCCUGCUGGGCCUGAAUUUCUACGGGAUGGAUUAUGGUACAUUUGCAGGAAAUGGGGAACCAAUUAUAGGGCAGAGGUAUAUAGAGAUUCUGAAAGAACACAAGGCAAAACUGCUGUGGGAUGACCAGAUUGGUGAACAUUACUUUGAGUAUAAAAGGCACCAGGGCGGGAAGCACGUUGUCUUUUACCCAACAUUAAAGUCUAUACAGUUACGAUUAGAACUGGCUAAAGCGUUGGGCACUGGAAUCUCCAUCUGGGAACUGGGACAGGGGCUGGAUUAUUUCUAUGAUUUACUGUGAACAUGGCAUUCCCACAAACACAACCCUUUGGAACCUUGGAACCCAUUUCCAGGAGACCAGAGGGUGGCCAUAUCUGAUCUGAGGAGAAUUCAGAAGCUGAAGUGAAUUUUGAAGCUCUCAGAGCUAAAAGCCCAUUUUCCAAAACUUGGUUUAAAAUAAGUUUUGAGAGCAUUUCUAAUAAAGUCAGAGUUCAUUAGGA
Messenger RNA from Hypanus sabinus (Atlantic stingray), 1513 nucleotides. It is a transcript of the gene chid1, whose product is annotated as chitinase domain containing 1. The record is from RefSeq and is a predicted model, not a curated record. The transcript is spliced from 12 exons. NCBI's taxonomy places the organism in Eukaryota, Metazoa, Chordata, Chondrichthyes, Myliobatiformes, Dasyatidae. Gene Ontology annotation, biological process: carbohydrate metabolic process. Bases 139 to 1314 code for a protein of 391 amino acids. Gene Ontology annotation, cellular component: extracellular region. Gene Ontology annotation, molecular function: chitin binding; oligosaccharide binding.